UGGGAAGAGGCUAUUAGGAGCCAGCAGAUCUACGCCAGGGGCCUUAUUUGGUAGUUCACUCUAAUGCAGAGCCUAAAAGAACUGAAAAUGUCCACCAUCCAUGCCUGGGGAGGAAAGCAGGCUGCUAGCCGUAGGGUGUGAGGUCAGUGGGCAAGGGUCACCAUGACAUGAAAUGGGGAUAAAUGUGAGUGUGGAGAGAGCAAAACUCAUCAAUCCCAGAACCAAAGGUCCAGGUCUCAAGACAGGGAGACUUGAAGUCUUAGGGGAAGUCCUGGAGGUGGGUCUGGAGAACAGAUUAAAAAGCUCGUCAACCCUCCAGAAGCCGUCCGAAUGCCUUCUCUAUCCUCCCUCCAAACACGCCUUCUGUAAUCCCUAUUGCUUGUGCCUGGCAUACAGUAGACGCCCAGUACACCUGCUGGUUUUUAUUCAGAGAAGCCUCCAGCACUGCCACUGCCAUGUCCAGUCUUGCUAGCCCACACUCCUCAGUAUCAGUGAGUUCUUCUCAACAGCUAGCUUAAAUCCCUUCUGCUACAAAACCAAGCCAUUCUCCUCUGCUUUCUACAGAGAAGGGAAUAACGGAGGCCUCCGAUUCCCGAGUACCCGCCCACCCUGAGGUCCUGAGGAGGCAGGAAAACGGGCAGAGGGCUGCUGGGCCCAAAGGCUGGCUGGGAGGAGGGGAAUGGCAUGCACUCCUACCAGGAAUGAGGAGAACAAAGGCAGCGGGCUGUCCCAAGCUGCAACCUCCUUGGGUGGAGGUCCGGUUUCAUUAUCCCGCUCUGAGGAACUCCUGACCCGGAUCAGCACAGAACUCACUAAUGAGGCCUUGUUUAUCGCUGGCUACCACAUGAACCCUGUACCCACCAAAGGAAAACAGACACAAGACCGGGGGACUCAGAUAUCCAACCACGCUCUGACAGAAACCGAACCCGUACCAAGGCACACCUCCUGCCAUCCCCUUGUGACAAGAACAUGCCUCAAAGCUCCUCUUUCACAACUUAUUGAACACUUUGGUUUGACGGGGACUCCUGGUCAUGAGCACCAUCACCUCUGAAGCCUCCGAAGUGUUCUGGAACCAUCACUCCGCUCUCAGCUGGCAAGGACACCACCAGAAAUCCAAGGCUUUAAUAAAGAGGCAGAGAUCCCUUCCUCCUCCCAACCCAGGCAGUGCUCUGGUGUGGCUUCUCUGGGGUGCAGAUGGGGGGGGGGGAAUGCCCCCCACC
Equus quagga is the source of this 1220-nucleotide messenger RNA. Its product is annotated as putative protein T-ENOL. The record is from RefSeq and is a predicted model, not a curated record. NCBI's taxonomy places the organism in Eukaryota, Metazoa, Chordata, Mammalia, Perissodactyla, Equidae. Bases 680 to 1051 code for a protein of 123 amino acids. The transcript is spliced from 5 exons.